UUCUAUGGUAAAACUGUUUACCAUGGAUUAGCAUUCCUUGGUGUACACUCGUUUCCUAUUUUUGCAGGAAUAGCUUAUUUUUACACUCAAUAUUUUCAUUGUAGAGAACAUACUGUCGUAUGUAACGCAAAUAAUCCAAUAUAUUAUGCGGGUGUAGCUCUUUUAGUCGUACUUGUAUUUUUAUUUCAAUUGCUAUAUACAUUAUAUGUGUACUUAAUAUGGAAGAAAAAAAUAUGGCCUUUAGUAUAUGAAUUCAAACAUUCCAGACAUGAUGAGAUUAAAGAAAUGCACGCGAUUUAUGAAGUACAAUUUCCAUUGUUCCAUGCACAAAUUAUGAUGAUAGGGUUGUGGUUAGUUACUUACUUUAUAGGAAUAACUGGUUUAAACCUGCUAUCACUAACAAAAAGACAAAUAAAGAUUCGAGGUUUAUAUAUCAAUUAUCAAGUGCCAUUCAACAUAAUAUUUCAUUUUUAUUCGUUUUUUAUGCUCAAAGGUGUGAGGGACGAAAAACAUUACUUGAUGUUUAUCGUAUAUGUCGGAAAUGUUAUUCAAGCCAUAUUACUAUAUAUUGAUCUGAAUAGUUACUGUAAAAGAUAUGCUUUUUUAGCAAAAUUAGAUUCCCUGUCACAAUGCUUUCAGUAUAAUAUGAUUUUUGAUAUGUUUUCAUUAUACGCGUGUUUAUGUUGGAUUGUUUUGGCAUUAUCAACAUGGAACACUAUUAGGUGUCAUAUAAAUUUCAAUAGAAAUAUGUCAACAUAUAUAACAUACGAACCAACUCCUCCGGAAUUUGAAUCCGGGAGAAAAUUAGUAAUAAGAGAAUCAAAUGAGCCAAAGUAUUCACACAUCGUCUAAAUAAACAACUAAUUGAAUAUUAAUAUAUUAUAAAAUUUAAAAAUGGAUUUUAAAUCUAAAUUUUUUUAGAGAAAAUGUACAAUUCUAUUAAUAAAUAACGUAAAAGUUUAAUAUAAACAAGUUUUCCCUCUA
Molecule: messenger RNA, 984 nt
Organism: Rhizophagus irregularis DAOM 181602=DAOM 197198
Lineage: Eukaryota; Fungi; Glomeromycota; Glomeromycetes; Glomerales; Glomeraceae
Source: RefSeq, a predicted model, not a curated record